This is a messenger RNA of Hemicordylus capensis (graceful crag lizard), 1100 nucleotides long. RefSeq names its product hepatic lectin-like. NCBI's taxonomy places the organism in Eukaryota, Metazoa, Chordata, Lepidosauria, Squamata, Cordylidae. The record is from RefSeq and is a predicted model, not a curated record. Bases 123 to 968 code for a protein of 281 amino acids. The transcript is spliced from 9 exons.
GCUACAUCAAAGUGAAAGGCAGAUAAAGCUGAUGAAGGAAGCAGCCCCGAAAGAAACUCACCUUUAAACUCACCUACGGAAUGGAGGCUGGUCACAGCUGCCUGUCAGCAUAAGCAGGAAAAAUGGCACCCAAAGCCGAUGCCAAAGGGGCCGAAGAUGCCAAAGGGGCCAAAGAUGCCAAAGGGGCCAAAGAUGCCAAAGAUGCCACGGGAGCCCAUCCAGAAGGCACAGUUUGGGAGCGUCUCAAGGCAUUUUCUGAAACGAUGGCUGCACAAAUGGUUGCCCUUGUGGUGUGCAUACUUCUUUUUUGCCUCGCACUUGCAGCAAUUGCUUUGUAUGUUCGUCAGAUUAAUAAAACAAUGCCAAUACGUAAAGGAUUGAAAGGCAUAGAGGCGGAAAUGCUACAUCAGUACCCGAACCUUACAGGAAUGAGCACUCUUGAAAUACUCGAUGAAGCCCUGAAGUUAUCAGAAAUACUAAUAAGGCAAAAACGGAGGAAUGCUGAGAUAAUGUCAGAUAUCUUGGAUACUAGGACAAAACUCCGAGGCCGAUGGAGGCAAAAAUUUGUCAAUAUCUUUUAUGUCUCCUUUUCUGCUAUAUCUCGGGAUGAAUGUGAUGCUGAUUGUAAAAAAGAAGAUUCCGAAAUUGUUCCUAUUGGAGAUGAAGCGACUGAGACAUAUCUAGAAGAUAUGCUCGUAAAGAGGCCAAGACGUUAUUGGAUUGGACUCAGAAAUUAUGGUACAGAUGGUAAUACCAACUGGAAAUUUACUGAUGGCCUACAACCCAAACAAACAUUCUGGGCACAUGACGAGCCAAAGUUACAUACUGGAAAUUGUGUUGUACUUGGAUUCCCGUGCACUCCUCUUCAAUGUUGGUUCUCAGAAGAAUGUUCUCAAACAAAAAGAAGAUGCAUCUGUAGAAAAAGUGCUAAAAUAAGGUGGUUCAGGACAAGCUCAAUAAACGUCUAAGUUAUCUCAAAAUGAUGAAAUAGCUGAAAUAAUUAACUGAAAUGAAAUGGGAGUUCACAAUUGAUGUGCAAAAAGAAGAACAAUGUGGAAGAACAAGUAGAAAAGUUCAGCUUGAGCAUAAAUAAAUGUAUG